Molecule: messenger RNA, 1735 nt
Organism: Morone saxatilis (striped sea-bass)
Lineage: Eukaryota; Metazoa; Chordata; Actinopteri; Moronidae
Product: butyrophilin-like protein 3
Exons: 9
Coding region: 191-1711 (506 amino acids)
Molecular function (GO): protein binding
Source: RefSeq, a predicted model, not a curated record
AGUGAAAGUGAAUCUUUUAGCUGGUGACGAAGAAAAGCCUUUCCCGAACGUGGCUUUGCACAAAAUACGAUUAAAAAGCCAAAGCUGACUUCAAAUCUACAUCUAAAUGUGAAUUACCUCCUAAUUUCUGUCGUUGCGCACUAUUACCUGGAGCUGAUUAGAGGAUAUUUCGACCUGGAGUUACAGCACGAUGGGUUCGAUGACCAUAAAGACAUGCUUUGUGUUUGCUCUGGCUUCACUGUGCGGAGCCGCACCUGUUUCAGAUCCCCUGGUGGUCCUGGUCAGGUCUUCUGUCUCAGUGCACUUCGGCAACGAUACCACGUUACCAUGCUGGCUCAAUCCUCCACAAAAUGCGGAGGGCCUGGAGGUACGUUGGUACCGCAGUGGUCACUACGACAGCCCGAUCAUGCUUUACAGGGCGAAGAAGUUCCAGAAUGUAUCCCAGGAAGCUUCAUACGUGGGCCGGAUCUCGUUUGGCUUAAAGGACUCAUCGUCUGGAGGUCUGAAGGGAGGUGAUGUGAGCCUGAAGCUGGAAAAUACCAGACUUCAGGAUGCGGGAGUUUACAGUUGUUAUGUGAGCAGUGAUCAGGGUUAUGACAGUGCGACCAUCAGUCUCAGUGUGACAAAUACGGGAACCCUACCUCUUCUGUCAGUAGUGUGGCAAGAAGAUAACAUGGUGAAUGUGAGCUGUGAGUCUGGAGGCUGGUAUCCAGAACCUAGUCUGCGCUGGUUGCAUCAAGGGAAGGUUCUCAGCCCGAAAAGUCUGAAAAAUAGCAAAGACUCUUCUGGUCUUAUGUCAGUCCACAGCUGGCUUCUCGUCUCCAGCCCCUCAGAGGUUUCCUGCUCAGUAGGUCUCUCUGAUAAAGACACAAAGGAGGCAAAAGUACGCCUGGAAAACAUUUCCACACCUGCUAAACAGGAGUCUGGAUCCUCAGCGGGUGGAUGGGUGGCCUUCGCUCUACUCCUCAUAGCCGUGUUAGCUGGACUUGGACUGUUUUUCUUCAAAAACAGAUGCAAAUAUUCGAUUUUCGGUAAAUCAGGAGGUGACCAAACUGAUGAGACUGACAAUCUUUUACCACAAGAGGUGAUCCAGUCAACAGAUCUAUCAACCGCCAAGAUGCAUUAUGAAAAUGUUAAACUUGCCAAGACAGUAAAUGAUUAUCUCAAAAUCAAGGAUUGUAUGCUGAGAGACGUCCCACUUAAGGAUUUUCCUGACGGAAAAAAGGUUACCUGUCUCACAGCGAUCAAAGGAACACCUAGCUUCUCUUCUGGACAACACUACUGGGAGGUAUCUUUGGGGAAUGCCAGUAUACGCCCCAAAGAGUCUUGGUGGCUUGGAGUUACGAGUGCAACUGCCUUCCCUGAGAAGUCAGAUUUUACUCCAACUGCCUCUAAUGGUUUCUGGUUCCUGUCCUCUUCCCCUGACAGUGCAGAUCACUUUCAGUUUAGCACAGAACCAAAGGUUUUACUGCCUGUUUCUUCAAGACCGCUGACGGUUGGUGUGUAUUUGGAUUAUGACAGAGGAGAGCUUUCCUUUUAUAAUGUGGAACAGGAGAGGCUCAUUGGAUCUUUAACAGCUAAGUUCACAGGUGAAGUUUUCCCACUUUUCAAUCCUGGUAAAAACGACAAAGGACCUAUGACGUUAAUACAGAGGACAGAAGAGGGUCCGUCUACUGACAUGGGGAACUCUGUAGAAUCAGCAGCUCCAUAGACUGAAUCUAAAUCUGAACAGAAG